UCAGUUUCAUUGAUGGAAAGUUAUUAACAAUCAGUCAAGUCACACAAAUGUAUACCUUAGAGGAAACAACACUUUCUCUUCUUCCCCCGCCCCCUCCUCAUUUUGGAAGAGAAACCUAGCGAAAAGGAGCGGUGAUGAUAUGGCGUGCAAGGAUUCUCAAUGUUUGUAUCUGGCCUCAUUGCCUUGUAAAGGCUGCGGGGACGUAACCUGAAUCCGUGUUUAGAUUUCAAUUCGACUCAUGUAGCUGAUGAGAGAUAAGGCUUCAUGAGAUAAUGCUGGCUGAGGGGGUUGGCCAAGACUACUUGUGUGUGUAUAGUCUGAAGCCUUGCAUGUUCGAAGGGCUGUACUAGGUUGGAGAGGUGUGGCUGGUGAAAAAUAAACUUUUUUUUCCCCCUUUGAGUAAAGUUCAAUCUGCCGAGGUAACCUCUUUGUUUGUCAGUUAAAAGACAGACUAGGGAAGAAUUGAGCAGAAGGUUUCAGAUCGGAGGCAAUAGCCUCCCUCCUGAAAUAAGGGAGGGUUGUUGUGAGUCUGUCUAUGCUGUACGCUAGGAACACGGAUUCUGAAUGCCAUGUACUGGAAGAGCUCGCAGCUGCUGGUGUGUCGCAUGGAAAGCGAAGAGAAGUACACGGCUGGUGUGUGUCUCCUGAAGACUAACUCUGAGCGGGUGGUUAAGGACGAAUCCAGUUCCCCAGCUCCCUCGGCCUCGCCAUCCCUAUCUCCACAAUCGAUGAUCUCUUCCAGGUCGUGCAGAAAUAUCUGCAGCAGCUGCGGCUUGGAAAUAGUGGACCGAUACCUCCUGAAGGUGAAUGAACUAUGUUGGCAUGUCCGAUGUUUGGCCUGUAGUGUGUGCAAAACCUCUCUGGGCCGACACACCAGCUGCUACAUCAAGGAUCAUGAAAUAUUUUGCAAACUGGAUUAUUUCAGGCGUUAUGGGACCCGUUGCUCUCGCUGUGGCAGGCACAUCCAUUCGACAGACUGGGUCCGCAGGGCCAAGGGUAAUGUCUAUCACCUGGCAUGCUUUGCCUGUUUCUCCUGCAAGAGGCAGCUGUCCACUGGGGAGGAGUUUGCUUUGGUGGAAGAGAAGGUCCUCUGUCGGAUACACUAUGACUGUAUGUUGGACAACCUCAAAAGGGCAGCUGAAAAUGGGAACGGAGUGACCAUGGAAGGAGCACUACCAACCGAGCAGGAUGUCAUUCAACCCAAACCAACAAAACGAGCACGGACCAGCUUCACAGCUGAUCAGCUCCAGAUAAUGCAAGCUCAGUUUUCACAAGACAACAAUCCAGAUGCACAAACGCUGCAGAAACUUGCAGACAGAACUGGUUUAAGCAGACGUGUGAUACAGGUUUGGUUUCAGAACUGUAGAGCACGUCACAAAAAGCAUGUGAGUCCAAACCGCCUGUCAUCUACCCCAGUGACCAUGCAACAGGAGAGGCGCUCUCCCCAAAUGCUGGAUGAAAUGACCUACUCUGCAUAUGUAGCACCAGAUGGACAGAUGUUGACUGCCUUACACACCUACAUGGAAUCUCAUUCACCAACAUCACUGGGACUUCAACCUCUUCCAUCUCGAUCAAUGGCACAGCUUCCUCUUGGCCAUGCUUGACUUCCCUUCAGUGAUUUGAUUUUUGCUGAAUAUUCAGGUUGGAAGACAAAUGCAAAGUGCGUUAAAUCUACGGCAUUUCACUCUGCUUUUGGAGUGUUGCAGAUGAAAAACUUUUUUUUUCCUGACCCUUUCCUAUUUAUUGGCAUCUAGUGGAGCACUUUUUGUUUCUUUGAUUCUGGUUGGAUUGCUAAUGUACCAAAUGUUUACAAGUUUGUAGUGUAAAUGUAAUGUUAGUUUAAUUGGUAAGUUAUUGUUGAAUAUAUUGAGUGUUUGCAAACAGUGUUUUAUACAGUUUAACUUCCUUUAUUCAAGGAAAGAAAUUUGCGUAAGAAGUCCUGUUAUCUCUCCAUUCUAGUUUCUGAUGCACCAAUGUUGGAUUCUGGACUAUAUUAAAAAAUAAAAAAUGUUUGUUACUGAU
Chiloscyllium plagiosum (whitespotted bambooshark) is the source of this 2022-nucleotide messenger RNA. RefSeq names its product LIM homeobox 8a (gene lhx8a). The record is from RefSeq and is a predicted model, not a curated record. Gene Ontology annotation, cellular component: nucleus. Gene Ontology annotation, biological process: regulation of transcription by RNA polymerase II; forebrain neuron development; neuron differentiation. Lineage: Eukaryota; Metazoa; Chordata; Chondrichthyes; Orectolobiformes; Hemiscylliidae. Gene Ontology annotation, molecular function: RNA polymerase II transcription regulatory region sequence-specific DNA binding; DNA-binding transcription factor activity, RNA polymerase II-specific.